This is a messenger RNA of Linum trigynum, 3457 nucleotides long. The record is from the annotation of a GenBank genome assembly. NCBI's taxonomy places the organism in Eukaryota, Viridiplantae, Streptophyta, Magnoliopsida, Malpighiales, Linaceae.
CCACUACCGUUUGAUGAAGCUCUAACAACCUAAUCAGAUUCUAUCUAUCUCAGGUUGCAGCAGAAAUUAAGAAAAGAUGAUUAGGCUUCAAUUGACUCAAUGAAUCAUGCAUCAAUCGAUUAAAAUCAAUCUGUAUAUCAAUCCCAAGUCAUUACAACCAAGAUUCCUAACACAUGGAACUAGGGUUCUUCAUACCCAAGUGAGAGAAGGUUUUACUCCAUAGAGAGAGAGAGGAAAACAGAAAUCUGAGUAGUCAAACUCAUAAAGAUGAGGAUAAUCUGCUUUGGGAUGUCGAUCUUCACUCCUGAGAUGCAAUCUGGGCUUCAAUGGUGAGAAAUCCACUCCAAAUAGCUCCUAGGGUUUAUUAUUCGCACUUUCUCUCUCUAAAGCUAUGUUUUUUGCUCCACAACUCGAUUCCCCCAAAAUAUUAGCUCCUCGCCAAAUAAAACCCGCACAGGUGCAAAAACACGGCCUCUAAGCCCAAAAACACGGCCGUGUUUUAAUCAAAAGAGGCCGGGUUUUUGAAUGGCGAUUCUGCGAAGGGUAGAGGAAAAACACGGCCUUUAGCACAAGGCCGCGUUUUUCACACCAGAGGGCGUGUUUGAGGACGUGUUUUUCAACAGCCCUGCUGCCCGGUUUUCGCCAUCGACCUUCUUUCAUCUCCAAAUGUCCCGAAACUUACCCCAAUGCCAUAUCUACGUACUAGGACCUGAAAUAUAACAAAAGAACACAACCUAGCAUAAAAUAGGCUAAGGAAUGACCAAUCACUAAGCUAAACGAUCAAGAAAUGAUGGGGAAAACAUGUGUGAAUACGGUGUUAUCACCGCUACGUCGUUUCGUUGAAGGAUUAGACAGUUUUGUCCAGUGAGCUGAGUUUGGUCGAAGAGGAUGAGGAGGAGAUCAAGCUCAUUCUGGGCCAGGCAUGUGCCGGCAACUCGAUGAAGCUUGUUCUGAUUGGCGCGUGGGGUUAAGAGGGAGGAUGGGGGGAAAUGGUGUUUGAGAAUGGCAGAGGUAGGGAGAGGAGAGUAGUGACUGUCGAUGAUUUAGGAGUUGGGAGAGCGAGGAAGGUAGAGGUUGACAGAGAGUACAGAAGCAACGGCGGUUGGCGGAGUGACCAUGCGGUCGGAGACGUUCUAGGACAGAGAUGCGAUAAACAUUUCUAGCCCUUCUACUACACAUCCAAGACACUGAACGAUGCACAGAAGAACAAUACAACCACGGAGAAGGAUCUCCUUGCAGUGGUGUAUGCCUUCGAUAAAUUCUAACCUUACCUGAUGCUAUCUCACGCGGUGGUUUACAUGGAUCAUUCUGUUAUCCGGUAUUUGAUGCCUAAGGAUGACGCCAAGUCUAGACUCAUCCGCUAGAUCCUGCUGCUGCAAAGUGAAAACGUUUGGUAUCGAGAUCCAGGACAAGAAGGGAGCUGACAAUGUUGCUCAAAAUCACCUUUCACAGUUCGAAGCCCAUUUGGUGGACAACUUUGUGAAAGAAAUCGAUGACUCCUUCCUGGGUGUGAGGUUGUUGGCACUGUGGUUGGUGGAGAGUGUCACCCCUUGGUAUUCUGAAUUUGUCAAUUAUCUGGUGGGUAAACAGUUGCCUAAGGGGAUGUCCACCAUGCGAAGCAAAAGUUUUUCCCGACCUAAAGUACUACUUCUGCGAGGAUCCAUAACUCUUCAGGAUGGGAGCAGACGGAGUGAUCCGGAGGUGUGUGAUGGAGCACGAGAUGGGAGACGUACUAUCUCACUGUUACGAGGGACCCACUGCGGUUACCAUGGAGGAAACAACACGGGGCGGAAAGUGCUGCAAUCAAGCUUUUACUGGCCCUCGCUUUUCAAGGAUGCAAAUGUAUUCUCACACCAGCGCGACCACUGCCAACGGUCAGGUAAAAAUUUUGCACUUGAUUCGAUGCCCCAUAAGUCAUUUGUUAUUUGUGAGAUAUUUGGUGUUUGGGGCAUCGAUUUCAUGGGGCCCUUUCCUUCUUCAUAUGGCAAUCUAUACAUAUUGGUUGUUGUGGACUACGUCUCGAAAUGGGCAGAAGCACAGCCAUGUCGACCAAUGAUGCACGACGUGUGUGUUUAUUUCUGAACCAGCUCUUUUCUCGGUUUGGGACACCUCGUGCCAUCAUUAGAGAAAGGGGAACCUAUUUUCAAGGGCAAUUCACUACGUUCCUCUCACCCUAUGAUGUUAAGCAUAAGGAUUCCAUGGAUUACAUCCCAAGACAAAUGACCAAAUCGAGCUGACAAAACGAGAAUUGAAGAGGAUAAUAAAAAAGAUGGUGGAUCAAUCCCGCAAGGAUUGGUCUACCAAACUUGAUGAUGCUCUUUGGGCAUAUAGGACAACCUACAAGAUGUCGAUUGGUACUUCCCUCUAUUGGCUUGUCUAUGGUAAGGCUUGUCAUUUGCAUGUCGAGCUAGAGCACAAGGCCUUUUGGGCCCUUCAACUGCUAAACCUUGAUCUGAGUCUUAUAGUUGCAGGUACCGAGAAAAAGAUGCAUAUGGGGGAAUUGGAGGAGUGGCGUUAUCACGCUUAUGAGGACACUCAUCUGUAUAAGGAGCGAACCAAGCGUCUCCAUGAUGCUCGUUUGAGUGGCUCUAAGGAGUUUUAGGUCGGCGAUCACGUUCUAUUGUACAACUUCUGCUUGAAACUCUUUCUAAGAAAGCUACGCUCUAGAUGAUCAGAACCAUUUAUAGUCACACAAGCGUUUCCCUACGGCACCAUUGAGAUCGCCAAUCCGUAGACUGUGCCCUUUAAGGUUAAUGGGCAUCACCUCAAGCUGUAUCUAGGAGGAGCAGUAUAAUGCGCAGAGUUGGUGGUUGAAAUCGCAGAACCUUAGUUCUGUCUAUUGAGUCUAGUUUUGUCUAUUGAGUCUAGCUAAUGACGUUAAAGAAGUGCUUUUUGGGAGGCAACCCCACCACAGUUUGCAUUUGUUAUUCCUUUUUCUUUUACUUUUUGGUUUGUUUGAUUCAACUAUGUGUCUAUCGAGCCUAGACCAUCUAGUGAGCCCUCAAUUUGGGGUAUUUUCGUUGUUGGGUGAUAGGUGUGGUGAGAAAAAUGAAGUCGAGUUUUUUUUGUGCAUUUUUAGCAAUCCAUGGUCAUCAAGUAUCUAAUACCCGAUCGGGGAUUUUCCUCUCAUUUUUAGCAAUCCCCUGUCCUAUAAUAUUUUUUCCCGAUCGCUGAUUCCGCAUUCCUUGACCGAAGUCCGCUUUAUUAAUCCCUGAGUGUAACCCACCUGCUCACCGAUCGUGGCUAUCACACUCUGCGACCGGUGGCCCAUCUGAUUCAAAUUCCCGGUCGCAUCACCCAUUCCCGAUCAGGGAACUCAAACACCCGACCGGGGCGAGGUCUUUUGAACCCCAAAUCCCUGACCCCCUUCAUAUCCCCCUUUUCCUCGGUCGCUCUCCCUCUCUCUCCCUCUUCCCUGCCGAAAAACCAAAAUUUUGCAUAAAAAUUUGUAAAUCCC